Paramecium pentaurelia is the source of this 2005-nucleotide messenger RNA. NCBI's taxonomy places the organism in Eukaryota, Ciliophora, Oligohymenophorea, Peniculida, Parameciidae. The record is from the annotation of a GenBank genome assembly.
AUGAAUUAUAUGAGAGAUAAUUAUGUAAAUGCAAAAAAUGAUGUACCCAUCUUAAUAGAUUAUGGAGCAUCUACAAUUAAAGCAGUAAUAACAUUCUAUUUUAUAAAAGGGAUAUGCUACAUCAUAAACUCCAGAUGUAGUAAUUAGAAGCUAUAUUAAUAAAUUUAAGGAUUCUAAUACAUAAUCUAAUUAAAUAGCUUAAUGGGAUACAGAUGUAUUUAAAAAUUAUAGAUCACCUUUUGAGAAGAAUCUAAUUUAACAUUCUGGUGCAUUAGAAUAAUUAAAUGAUUUUGUUUUUGAAAGACUAUAAGCUGGAAGACAUGGUAGAGUGAAUCAUCCAAUUAUAUUAACAGAAUGUUUUGCUACUACUGAUUUAGCAAGAAUGAUAGUCUUAGAAUAAAUGUUUGAAUGUUAUCAAGUACCAAGUGUAAUGUUAGGAGUGGAUGCAUUAUUCUCAGUAUUUUAAGAUGAUUUAGAUACUUAUUUAAAAUAAACAUAAUUAAUUGUACAUCUUGGUGAUUAAACUGUUCAUGUAGUACCUAUAAUUAAUGGAUAAAUAAUAUAUUCUAAUAUUAAGCGAUUAAAUUUAGGUGGUUUAAAUACUUUAAAAUACUUUUAUUAAACUAUAUAAUUGAGACAUCCACAUCUCAAAUUCACUUAUCCAUAAAUAGAUUAUUGGCAUAAAUAAUAUACUAGUGUUGCUAUUGAUUAUCAACUCUAAUUACGUUAUUUUUAAGGACCAUAAUUCUAUUUUGGAUAUAGAGAUAAAAUAACAGAAUAAAAUAGAUAAUAUUAAGAUGAUUAGUUAUAAUUAUUGGAUCCUAUAUAUAUAGAUAUUCCAAUAGUAUAGAAAAUUGUGAGUGCAGAAGACUUAAAGAGAAAAGAUGAAAAUAGAUAAAGAAUGAGAGUUAGAUUACAAGAAUCAAUUUAAUAAAGUAGAUAAAACAAAAAGUCACAAUUAGAAUAAUAACUAUAAACAUUACAAUAAGAAUUAGAAAUAGACUAAAAUAAUGAUGAACUCAAAAAGAAAAUUACAAAUCUAUAAGUUAAACUAGGUUUAGUACCUAAAGAAGCUUUAGAAGAAUUAAAAUAUAAUUUAUUAAAUGUACCUGAUGAUACAUUGACACCUUCUUAAUUAAAUUAAAAAAGAUAUUAAAAAGUUAUGUAUGAAUAAGCAUUAAUGAAAAAAUAAAAAAAUUAAGAAUUUAAAUAAUUACAAAAAGAUGCAAAUAAAUUUAAAUUAGAAGAACCUGAAAAAUAUUUAUAAAUGCUCUAUGAAAAAAGAGAUCGUAUAGUUUUAUAAAUAUAAGAAAGAAAAAAAUUAUAAUAAGAAAUGAAUAGUAGGAAUUCAAGAUUCAAUUAAAAGAGAAUAUAAACUUUGGCUUAUUUAGGAGCUGAUGAUAAAGUUGAGGAUGAUUUUGGAAAAGAUGAUAAGGAUUGGGAAAUAUAUAGAAGUGUUACCAAAGAAAUAGAUUCUGCUGAUGAAAAGUCUAAAUAUAAACUAUAAGAAAUAGAAUAAGAAUUAAAAGAUCUGGAUCCUGAUUUCGAAAUUAAAAUACUUAAAUCAAUUGCUAAUAUGCAUCAAUUAGGUAUGAAUCUUAGUCAAGUCUAAUUAACUGUUGAUAGAGUUAGAUGUUAAGAAAUCUAUUUUUAACCCAACUUAAUUGGAGUUGAACAAUAAGGUUUAGUGGAUAUGAUCAAAUUAUCAUCUAAAGGUUUGGAUAAACUCUUAUUAUAAAACAUCAUUUUAACUGGAGGUGGAGCUAAAACAUAAGGAAUUAUGUAAAGGUUAUAAAAAGAUCUUACAUCAGAAUAUGAUUGUCCUAUUGCUAUUAAAAUAGCUACUGAUCCUGUCUUUGGAACAUGGAUGGGAAUGAAGAAUUUUGCAAAUAAAUAUUAAAAUAUGCUGUCCUAAUUUUCAAUAUCAAUUGAUGAUUAUAAUGAAAUUGGUACUUAAAAAUGGGAAAUAUUUAAAUAACAUCCAUUUUCAAAUAUUGUAGAUUGA